AUGGACGAGGAAAUGACAGAUGAUUUUGAUCACUACACCAACACCUACCAAGUUUAUACUAAGAACCCCCAAAACUGUCAAGAAUUCCUUGGUGCAUCAGGUAUCAUCAACUGGAAACAACAUUUGCAAAUCCAAAGUUCGCAGUCCAGCCUGAACGAAGUGAUACAAAAUCUUGCAGCUGCUAAAUUGGUCAAGGUCAAGCAAAAACAAGGCAUUAUGUAUAUGUUGCCCGAGACAGCAAGUAAACUGCUCCCUUCCUUGCUGGAGGCAAAGAACUUACCUCUUAAAUCUGGCAGACGCAAAAUCAUCAACCAAGAGAUGUUUAAACUCUCCUCAAUGGAUGUUACUCAUGCUGCCUUGGUGAAUAAAUUCUGGCAUUUCGGUGGCAAUGACAGGAGCCAGAGAUUCAUCGAGCGCUGUAUCCAGAACUUCCCCACCUUCUGCCUGCUGGGGCCCCAGGGGACCCCUGUGUCUUGGAGCCUGAUGGACCAGACAGACGAGAUACGGAUGGGGGGUACUCUGCCUGAGUACCGGAACAAGGGUCUCAUCUCCUAUCUCAUGGAUGUUCACAUCCAUGCUCUGGACAAACUUGACUACCCUACCUAUUACCAUACAUUUGUAACCAACAAAAUCAUACAGAAAAUGAGUCACAGUCUGAAUCAUAUCACCUUGCCCUGUGACUGGAACCAGUGGCACUGUGUGCCCCUGUGAAGCAGCCCUGAACACAAAACAGUGUUGGGUGGGCUAAUGUGGCAGGAAGAGUGGAUGGGUGGGCAGAGAGAAAGAAUAAAUUGUAAUUAGCAGUAAAGUGGUACGUGUUGUCUGGGCUCUGGGAAGCAGUACAAAUGGUCAACAGAAUCACACAGUCCCUGCUCUUAAACCACUCAUGGACUUCCCUUUGGGUCCAGCAGACCUGGCAUGGCCAGACCUUCCUGUAGUGGACCCUGGUCUUGUUCAGUUUCCUACACUUCUGGAUCUCAGUGACACUAUUCAGCUGCAUUCUGCCCUAAUGCUUCUCCUGGAACUCCUAUCUUACAAGCGGAGUAUUGCUAAUGAGCAUAUCCCGACACUUUUGCCAAGAUGUGGCAUUAUCUUAAGGGUAUAGUGUAAUUAUCCUCUCUCUUUUCUUUACCCUCCCUCUCCCCCCCCACCCUCAACUAGCUUCACUGAGGUAUA
Leptonychotes weddellii (Weddell seal) is the source of this 1176-nucleotide messenger RNA. Lineage: Eukaryota; Metazoa; Chordata; Mammalia; Carnivora; Phocidae. The record is from RefSeq and is a predicted model, not a curated record.